Molecule: messenger RNA, 366 nt
Organism: Prorocentrum cordatum
Lineage: Eukaryota; Dinophyceae; Prorocentrales; Prorocentraceae
Source: the annotation of a GenBank genome assembly
GCCGCCGUGGACGACGAGGCUCCCUCGCGGCCCUCGCAGCUGCCGAGCGCGGAGGCCGCCGAGCGGCCGCCGAGCGGCCGCGGCGCCCCCCGGCCAGAGGCGCUGGGGGCCGGCGCGCCCUGCGGGCCGGACAGGAGUGCGGCCGCGGAGCCCUGCGGCGGCGCGGGCGAGCGCCCGGCGCCCUCGCCGAGGUGCGGGGGGCCAUCGGAGCUGCGGGCGGUCGAGGAGUAUGCGCAGAGCGAGGGCUUCUGCGCCGAGGAGCCGCUGGAGCUGCUGUCAGGCAUGGCCGGCGCGCCCCCGGGGGCCAGUUGCCCGAUCCUGCUGCACCCCUCCUGCCUGCACGGGGCGGCCGCGGCGGCGGGCCCG